Molecule: messenger RNA, 258 nt
Organism: Thamnophis sirtalis
Lineage: Eukaryota; Metazoa; Chordata; Lepidosauria; Squamata; Natricidae
Source: RefSeq, a predicted model, not a curated record
GUCACAGUGCUGUAUUUUGCCAGAAGUGCUGAAUUAGCAGGGUUGCGUACAGAGGUCAUUUCGGUACCCCAACAAAUAACCUCGCUGCAGCUGUGGAAGGAAAUUGUCAAGAGACAUUCAAGUCUUGCUGAUAUAGAAGAUCAAGUUAUCUUUGCCAUUUGUCAGGAGUACGUACCCCUUGGGGAUCAGCAGUUCAUCCUCCACACAGGGGACGAAGUUGCCAUCAUCCCACCUCUUAGUGGAGGUUAGGUCUAGAAA